Messenger RNA from Erinaceus europaeus (western European hedgehog), 4052 nucleotides. RefSeq names its product transmembrane protein 81 (gene TMEM81). Lineage: Eukaryota; Metazoa; Chordata; Mammalia; Eulipotyphla; Erinaceidae. Bases 3091 to 3897 code for a protein of 268 amino acids. The record is from RefSeq and is a predicted model, not a curated record. The transcript has a single exon.
AGUGCCUAUAUUUUCCACAUUGUUUUCAAAGGGUGGGCAGAAAAGAAAGUGUGUGAAAGAUUUCCAGUUUUCAGAAAAGGAAGAUAAGGAAAGCCUGUUCCUCCUAACACAACCACAUUGUGCUCAAGAAGCUGGGCUGUGAGAGAUCAGGGAUUGUCCUUGUUUGCUUUUCACUGUACGUUUCCCUCCAGUGUGGUUCAGCCUCAUUAAUCAUGGUUUUUGAAGAUAGUGCAUUUCAUCUGUCUCCAGCAAAGAAUCAUCAGUGGUUUCUAUGGGUUUACCUGUGCUGACUUCCAGAGAUGGAAACAAACCAAGGUGUCUCGCAGCAAGCUUCCUUUUUAUUGGGGUGGGGGAAUCUAUGCAAGGACUGAAGUAAAACUGUCCAAAAAUCAAAGCUGUAACAACAUAGUUCAAAGAUAAAGAAGAAAAAAAAAGAAAAAGAAAAUGAAAAAAAAAGAUCAUUGCUGUAGAUGCCCUCAGUCUUGUGUCUGUGCUCCUUCUCCUCACUCCCAUGUUUUCACUCACUUCCUUUCUGUGAAAGGUUGCUUAGCUUUUAAUUCUUUUUUAAAAUUUUUUGUCUUUACUGUUCUUUCUAUAUAAAAUAGCAGAUUGGAUGGCUGUGCAUAUUAGGUGUUUGAAAUUCUCUGAAAAUCCAAAAUAAAAAAGCCAGGUCUGGAAAGGGCUUGACUGGCCUCUCCACAGGGAGCACUAAGCUCACUGGAAGUGCUUGGUCUGGGGCACCUUUUCUCACAGGAGAGUUUAAGCUCUGUGCUGAUGGUAAAAAUCUGUCAGCAGGAGGUGCUUCUAUAGGUAGACAAACCAGUUGAUUACCUUUUGGAUAAACAUUAAAAAAAAACAUAUCACCAAGAGCCUGUUUCUCCCAUAUGUAUAAGAGCCAGCAUACCCAGUACUUCCCAAGAAACUUACAAACUGUCUCUAAUUAAUCCUAGAUACCCCUCCUCUUUCCUCAAGUGCUUAUUUCUUGGGGCUCAUUUCAUUUUUCAGAGCAGACCAAUGACUAUGGUUCUACGUAGGUAAUUUACUAAUUUUUGUUUUCCAGAGAUUAUUUCCAUUCCAUCUCUCUGGACCAUGCACUGCAAUGCUGUGCAGGCUGGUACACAAAUUUCCAUGUGUACAUGGUUUGGUGUUCAGAGGUCUAUGUGUGUGUCUGUCUUCUAAAUUGGCAACUGAGGAAAUCAAGUCCUGUCAGAUUGUCUCUGGCAGCAGCUCCUAAUAAGUAUUUAUGCUCUUGGUAUAUUUUUCAGCUCUUCUCCUAAAACCUAUUCAUCUCAGUUCAAAUCUCUCAGAUUGUACAGUAUAUGCACAUUCAUUUUUUUUUUUUUUUUGGAUUACCCUCUGCCUCCACUGUUUUGUUUUUGAAUGUUCUGUAGUUUUGUAUGAGACAAGACUUAGCCUUGGGUAUUUCUUGCUGAAGCUUUAAUGCUUUGUAAAUAAAAUCGGAUGUUUAUUAAAAAAAAAAAAAUGAUGUGUUUGUUCAUAGACACUAACCACUUCUGAAGCCCACCAACCUCUUGACUCUGAAAAAAAAAAUGCAACUUCCUGUGCUGAUGUUAAGUCUUUAUCCUGUCUGAAAAUGCAGAGCUGGAAGGUGUGUGUAAGGGUUAUCAUCAGGUAGUUCACAUGUCUGCCUGUAGACAAUAAAUGAUUAAAGCAAAAAAUUGGUGUUAAUGCAAAACAUUCAUGCCUGAGGUUCCAAUGUCUCAGACUUAAUCCUCAGGACCACCAUAAGCCAGAGCUGAGCAGUGCUCUGGUCUCUCUCUAUUUCGCUUUCAUAAAUAAUGAUAGUAAUAAUAAUUUUCAAAAGGUUUUUGUUAAAUCAAAAAGAUCACCCAGGAAUGAACUCUCUUCAAAGUAUUUCUCUUCAAAGUAUUUUAGUAUCAGUGUAACUGCUCUGCAGAAAGCCCAGUGCUGCCAGCACCCUGGAGAUUGUAAAGGCACAUGUGAGGAUAUUUCCUGCCUUCUGAGGGUCUUAAAGUAUAAAUGCAGUUGCCCUCUCCACUUCCUCUUUGCCUUUUUUCCCUCCUAGAAUAGCAUUAAAAGUCCACUGAAUACCCAUUGCCUUCCAAAGAAUGGUUCAGAAAGUCAAGUCUUUGAUUUUAAUCACCACAAAAUGUCUUUGCUUAUUAAUCUUUUCUGUGCCUGACAGUCCACCUUUGACAUCAUAGCUGUUCCCUAGCAACCUGACCCAAGUGAAUGUUGAGCAUCUCUGUUCUUCAUGAUAAAGGGGGUAGGCUGAGAGGCACAGAGGGUUACCCAUUGUCUCCCCCUAAAAAUACUGUUUGUGACCUUGGGAAUGCAGAGUGCCUAGAAGGGGGAGAGGAGCUGCCUGUCUUGGAUAGACAUUCAUACUCUAAAAAAGACUUUUGGCCCUUUUCAUGCAUUUUCAUUUCUAUUUUAAGUUCCUUACACAUGGAGCAGCAUUUCACACUUUACAAAAUGUUUGCAUGUACAAUUUAUCGCCUGAUGCUCAAAGUGACCUUCCCAAAAUAGGCAGAGCAUCCUUCACUUAUGGAAGAGGGAGUAGAAGUUGAGCAAGAAGUCACUGCUUCCCUGGCCAGAGUUCAUAACCUUUUAAUGGAAAUUUAGGAGUAUUUAAAGUGAGUAACAAUUCAAGUUCAUCCUUUUUUUUCUUUAGAAAAUGUAGUAAUUAGUUUCUACUUGGUCAGGUGUAACUGGGGUCUUGAAACUUCUAGAUUUGUUCCUCAAUUUGGAGGGGAGGAGAGAGGAUGAAAUAGAGGAUAGUUUCAUUGUGUGAGGUAAAUUCACUUGAGAAGUCUUUAUCUUUUCCCAAGAAGUGGGUUUAAUGUCAAGGCAUGGUAAAAAAAAUGAAGAUGGAUUAAGUGGUCAUUAACAAGCAGACAUAGAACAAUAACCGGUGUGACUCAGAUUUUUCUGCUUUGAGUCCUCCCCUGUUAAUACGGAUGGAACUUUUGUUCAUUAAGUUGCACUGUUACAAUGCAUGCAUUAUACCUCUCAACUUUGAAGACUGUCUCAUGUUCAGGACUUGAGUUAAUGGUUUCGUAGAGGGUUCAGCUGGAAUACCUUGGGGUGCUGGCAUGUCUCUGAGACAUGAAGACUUGGGCCUCAAAUUUCUUCUUCUGGAGCCUGACACUGGUGCUCUGUCUGCCUCCAGUGUUGACUUUACCCCAAACCCUGGCCAUCCCUGAGAAGCUGCAGGAAGCUGUGGGGAGAGUCAUUGUCAAUGCCACAACCUGCACAGUCACCUGUGGUCUCGGCUACAAGAUGGAGACCGUCUGUGAGGUGGGCCCUGAUGGAGUGAGGAGGAAGUGUUUGUCGCAGCGCUUGGAGUGUCUGACCAACUGGAUCUGCGGGAUGUUGCACUUCACCACCGUCAUAGGGCAGGAGUUUGAGCUGAGUUGUCUGAGCACAGACAUCCUGGAGGUUGGCCGCGAGGCUUUCCGCUUCACCUGGAGACUCGCUCGGGGCAUCAUAUCAACCGAUGAUGAGGUGUUCAAGCCCUUCAGAGCCAGCUCCCACUUUGUGAAGUUCGAGUCUGCUCAGGAGUCCGACUCUGGGACCUACCGCUGUGAUGUGCAACUGCUGAAAAAUUUGAGACGUGUCAAGAGACUCUACUUUGGGCUGAGGGUCCUUCCUCCAAAGCUGGUGAAUCUGAAUUUCCAGCAGUCCCUGACUGAGGAGCAGAAGUUAAUAGAUGAGGGCCUGGAGGUGAAUGUGGUCAACUAUUCCAGGCCUCACCGCCCCCUGUGGAAGAAAAAGGUGGCUUUAACCUUGGCACUUGGUGUGGUCAGCGGAGUGGCUGGAGGUGUGUUGGUCAGUGCUCUUUUCAGCAGUAGACAGGUGAAGGUCUGUCUACAGCAGUUGCUGCAGACCCUGCAGGGUGCUUCCCCCUCUUAGGACUAAGACUAGACAAACACCAGUAUAGAUAACGAAGGAGAGUUUAUUUUUUGACCAAGAAAUGGGGGCGGGGGGUCAGGCUCUAAGUUUCCACUUCCUGGAGAACCAACUGACAGGUUUUCUAGAUUCUGGAGAGGGUUGUGGCUAAGCGAGGU